Molecule: messenger RNA, 3180 nt
Organism: Macrobrachium nipponense
Lineage: Eukaryota; Metazoa; Arthropoda; Malacostraca; Decapoda; Palaemonidae
Product: aldehyde dehydrogenase, dimeric NADP-preferring-like
Exons: 10
Coding region: 190-1710 (506 amino acids)
Biological process (GO): aldehyde metabolic process
Cellular component (GO): cytoplasm
Molecular function (GO): aldehyde dehydrogenase (NAD+) activity
Source: RefSeq, a predicted model, not a curated record
UCUCUCUCUCUCGUCUCAGUCUCACCCUCUCAGUCUGCGUCAGGCGACGGCUCGGAGUGAACAUUGCUCGAAGGAGCAAUAGAUCGCAACUCGGUGCGCUAUUUUGCUUUUCCAUGAUCGUUGGGAUUUACCCCUAAAUCCAUUCAUUUUUGGGACAUUGCGUACUGUUACACUGCUAAAAUUCCAGCCAUGGCAACUCCAUACAAAGAGAUUGUUGGUCGGGCCAGAGGGGCGUUCAGAGAUGGCCGAACUUUGUCAGUGGAAUUCCGACGUCAGCAGCUUCAGCAGCUCAAGAAAAUGUAUGAAGAAAAUAGCCAUGUGUUUCUCAAAGCUCUACAAUCAGAUCUCAGGAAGCCCAAAUUGGAAGGCAUGAUGCUAGAGGUCCAUGGACUAAUAAGCGACAUAGAUUACACUCUGAACCGCUUGGACAAAUGGGUCAAGACACAGGAGGUGCCAUCGAAGAUACCCUUUGACCAAAGUUACAUCUAUAAUGAACCCUAUGGAGUUGUCCUCGUGAUGGGAGCGUGGAAUUACCCACUGCAGCUUACUAUGCUUCCCGUAGCUGGUGCAAUUGCUGCUGGCAACGCCGUUAUUAUCAAGCCUUCAGAGGUGUCACCUGCCACAGCGGCUGCUAUCGCAAGUCUCGUCCCCAAGUACAUAGACAAGGAUUGUUAUCCGGUUGUCUGCGGAGGAAUACCUGAAACAACAGAGCUCUUGAAGGAGCGUUUUGACUACAUAUUCUACACUGGAUCCACUGGAGUUGGAAAAAUCGUGCGCGAUGCUGCCAACAAGUACUUGACUCCAGUCACCCUUGAACUUGGUGGCAAAAGUCCCUGUUACAUUGAUCAAGAUGUUGACAUGGACAUGGCCGUCCGGAGAGUGCUGUGGGGCAAACUGAUCAACCUCGGGCAGACGUGCAUAGCCCCAGACUACAUCCUCUGUUCAAAGGCCACAGAGAAGAUUUUCGUAGAAAAAGCAAAGGAAGUCCUCCAGGAAUGGUAUGGCGAUGACCCUCAGGGGUCGGAAAACCUCUGUCGGAUCGUUGCUGAGCGACAUGUUGACCGUCUAGAGGAAUACUUGAAGUGCGGAGAAGCGGCCAUCGGAGGCAAGGUGGACAGGGCAGAUCGUUGGGUGGAGCCGACCGUUCUGGUCAAUGUGGAUAAAGAUAGCAAGAUACUGAAGGAAGAAAUCUUUGGACCAAUCUUACCCAUCGUCAACGUCGAUUCCCACGUGGAGGCAAUCAACUACAUCAACGACAGAGAGAAGCCACUAGCCAUGUACGUCUUCAGUAAAAACAAGAAGAAAACGGAAGUCUUCAUGAAACAAGUUCCUUGUGGUGGAGUUACGCUUAAUGAUACAAUAUUGCACGUUGCCCAUACUGAGCUUCCAUUCGGGGGCAUUGGGCAUAGUGGUAUGGGUGCCUACCAUGGCAAGUUCACCUUUGACACCUUCACUCACAAGAAAUCAUGUCUCUCCAGGAGUUACAACUCUUUCAUUGACAAAGCAAUGAGGGCACGUUUUCCCCCGUACACAGAGAAGAAUCUAAAACUACUGACAUCGCAGAAGGACGGCGGAGAUGGCCCUGGCUUCUUCCACUACUUGAAACUCUUUUUCUCUCACGCCAUCAGCAUGGGCCUUGGAGCGCUCAUUUUGUACCUGAUCAUUCACUACUCAGAUAGCAAAGGAUAUGUUGAUUCUGUAGUUGAAUAGAUAUGAAAAAGUUGUAUAAAUUUGUUGUUAGGAAGGAUGAUAUCAUUUGUUGUUGGGAACACGAAUAUUUUUUUUGCAUGUUAUGCUAUGUAGAAUAUAUUGGUGAAAAAUGGAUUUUUUUUUGUUGGCUAGAUUGAAGUGGGCUUAUGCAAGCGCGGAUUCCUUUUCGUGCAAGCAAACUGUAAAAAAGACUGUGUUGCCAAAUAUAAAAGGAGUAUGAAUAAAAAUUUAUAAUGUUUUAAGUAAUGUGAUUGCCUUGCAAUCACAUUAUGAUAUUUAAAAGAAAGGUUGAAGGAAUUUCCUGUUAGAGUAGCAAUAAGUUAGGAAACUUGUACAACUGUCUUAUCUUUCUAAAAUCCAUUAUGUAAUAUGAUACAAAUAUGGUCAUAUAGUGAGAACACUAAGAUUAUACUAUGUUGUUUCUGAAGGUGCUAUAAUUGUUAAUGACUUAGUCACUGCAGAUUUUUGUCAGUUAAGUUAUAUUAUGUAGUCAUAACUCAUAUCUUAUAAGCGCUUUGGGAAUAGUGCAUAUUUAGUUACCCUGAGUAAACCAUUUUGCGGAGUUCAAGUGAAAUCCUUUUAUAUUCUGUGAAUUUACUUUUACAGUUUGUCUGAUACUGAUGUGUGUAUCAGACCCUAUUUUCAGAAAAUAAUGAUACUGCUGGCACUCUGACAUUUUUUAAUGUGCACGUCUCAUAAGACUUCAAUGUCUUUAUAUUCCAAGCUUUUAAUGAUCGGAAAUGCGGCAUAAAAACUUGCAUUUUAGGGGCAUUGCCAGGAAUUGUGCAGUUUAUACAUUUUAAUGUUGAGUGAUUCAUAAAAAACAUGGUUUGAAUGCAAAAUGGUGCUUGUGGAGCAUUUUGUACCUUGUGUAUUUCGAAAGUAAUGCUAGGAUCUAAGUAUGUUGAGCGUUUAUUGUAACAAAUGGAUGUUGCUUAUGUCAUGGCACAAAAUAGGACCAUCGAUGAUUUUACUCUAGUUAUUUUGUAAAGCAAGUCUUAAAAACUGUGUUAUUUGAGUUUUUCAAAGAUUUACGUACGACUUUACAAAUAAUAUGUCUAUUUAGUGAUUAAAGGAAAGCCAGUGCCAUACGACAAGUUAAUGGUUUUCCUAAGUAGUAACAGGAGAAAGAAAAUAAUUCGAAUCAGGCUAAAUUUCUUGAUUCAUCUACUAAUUAUUAAUUUGACUGGCAUUGCGGCAGGUAACUCUUGCUAGAAAUAAGUUGAAGAGACAACUUGGAGAAUGAAAAUAGGACUGUUGAUAGGUGGUGAGAUGUACUGUAUAGUGUAGACUGCUUGGUAGCUUCUAAUGUGUUGAAACAUGCUGGCGCAUAAAGUAUUCCACCGCCAGUUCACUUGUGCCUUUCCAUGACAAAUUCUAUUCAAUAUUUUGCAUUUGAAAUGUAUUUUCAUACGUUUGUGCCAAAUAUGAAUGUUGUUCUGUAGAUAUGAAUACAUAUUUUAAAUAUGA